Panicum virgatum (switchgrass) is the source of this 1250-nucleotide messenger RNA. RefSeq lists its product as uncharacterized. The record is from RefSeq and is a predicted model, not a curated record. NCBI's taxonomy places the organism in Eukaryota, Viridiplantae, Streptophyta, Magnoliopsida, Poales, Poaceae. The coding region runs from base 301 to 1194 and encodes 297 amino acids. The transcript has a single exon.
UCUAGCCACCCUUCCUCUGGUCUCCGGGCCUUGGGUUAUCAUUGGGGAUUUCAACCUUAUUAGGUUCCCUGAUGAUAAGAACAACAACAAUCUUAACCUCAGCCUCAUGGACGCUUUCAACCUUGCUCUGGAUCAGCUUGGCGUCCUUGAGAUCCCACUGCUCGGCCGAGCUUUCACCUGGUCCAACCAUCAGCCCUCCCCUGUCCUUGCUUCAACAUCGCCCACUCCCUUGCUUUCCCCAACACCUCGCUCUCCCCACUUCCCAAACCAACUUCUGACCACACACCAAUCCUACUCUCCAUGUCCUCCUUCAUCCCAAAAUCCAAUUUAUUUCGCUUUGAAAGAUCUUGGCUCCUCAACGCCUCCUUCCUCCCUUCUGUCCUCCCAGCGUGGCUCUCUGCCCCACAGUGUUCAGACACGGCUGGUAAGCUGGCAGCGUGCCUCAAGGUGACUCGAGCGGCCGCUAAGACGUGGUCGUGGCGUAACAGGGCGCCCCCUCAACUCAUCCCCAAUUGUAAAUUUAUUAUUGAGCUACUGGACUUUUUUGAGGAGCAACGUUCUCUCUCUAGUGAUGAAUUACAGACCAGGGAAACAUGCAAACAUCGUCUAACUAGUGCAAUCAAAGAAAGAGCAGCCUUUUGGAAGCAAAGAAGCAAGUUCAAAGCAAUCAAGGAAUCGGAUGCGAACACUGCUUUCCACCAUGCCCAAGCAACAGUUAGGCACAGAAGCAACCAGAUCAGAGCGGUUGGGUGUCAAGGACAGCUUUUCACGAACCAUGAUGCCAAGAUGACAGCACUCUCAGAUUUCUUCGCUUCCAUUAUUGGACAGCCGGGAGAAUCAACCUGGCACUUCCAUGCUGAUACCUUGUACAGCAACGUCAGUCAGCCAUCACAAGCUCCUGUCGCUCCCUUUGCCGAAGAAGAAAUCAAGUCAGCUCUCGUUUCCAUGAACCGCAACAGUGCCCCUGGGCCGGACGGGUUCGGUCCUGCUUUCUAUGUGGCUACCUGGGCAACAGUCAAGAAUCAAGUCAUUGAGUUCAUGAACGCCUUCCACAUUGAUGAUGUUCAGCUUGAGCGCAUUAACAGAUCGUACAUGGUGCUGAUUCCGGCCAAUUUGCCUGCAAAAUUGCUCAGUCAAAAUCUUGGCAAAAACUCUCACUGUCAGGCUUCAAAAAGAGAUCCCCAGCCUCAUUGAUCUAAAUCAGACAGGCUUCCUCUUUGGGCGCUCUAUCUCGGAAACCUUUGUUUAUG